AUGCAGACUGUCGACAGAGGACAGCUUAUCAUAUCUGACUCAUUGGGCAGGAGUUUCUAUGAUCUCAACGAGACGUUUGAAGAGGACUCUUUCGAGGGCAGGGAGUGGAGGCCCCCGGACUCGGAGCUGAUCAGGAGGAUCCACACCCAGGUGGAGAGCUACCUGUCCGACGAGAGCCUGGCUGAAGACGCCUUCCUCCUGAAACACGUGCGGAGGAACAGGAUGGGCUACGUCAGCAUCAAGCUGCUAACCUCCUUCAAGAAGGUACGAUACUUAACUAGAGACUGGCAGACCACUUUGCAUGCUCUCCGCUUCUCUGAGGCCCUGGUGAUCAACGAAGAAGGGACGAAGGUACGCCGGAGGAAACCUGUCUCCGAGUCUCUUAUCAGCAUCCCCCCCAGCAAGCUGCUGCUGGCCUGGAACUUGCCAGGUGAGCCCCAGGCUCCGGAUAGCUCGCCAGGCCCAGCCCAGCACAACUUGAUGGAGACGGCGAUGGGAGUCUUUGGGGCUCAUGGCACCAUCAGCUCCCUGCGCAUCCUCCGGCCCGGCAAAGAACUGCCUUCUGAGCUCAAGAGGCACGCCUUCAAGUACCCGGAGCUGAGCAGCAAAGUCUGUGCCCUGGUGGAGUACGAGUUCCUCGAUGGAGCCCGGAAGGCUUAUGAAGGGCUGAGGGCCCAGCAGCGGGUGGCUGCCGGGGAAGGCAUAAAGGUGGUCCUCCUGGGAGGCCGGGGCAUCAGGAAGAAGAACUACGUCCUGGACCCCGAGGAGUCCGAAGAUCUGGACGAGACCAGCGAGAGCAAGCCCCCCAAGAAGCCUACCCGCAAGUCCAAGCGCUUCCCCUACGCCCUGGAGGACUCCUCGCUCUACAGCUCCUCAGAGUCAGACUUUGCCCCUGCCUCGCCCGUCCCUGUCCGCAGGGUUGCCCGCCCCCAGGUCCUCUAUGGAAGCCCCCUCGCGAGCCCAAGGGUGGCACCUGCCUUCCGGCCAAACUCCUUCAGCAGCCCCCUGGCCGCCGACUGUCUUGGCAGCCCCAUUCUCCCGCGCAAGCUGUUCCCCAGCGGGCACUGCCCCUCCCCCCUGGCUGCUCCAGAGUUCAGCAGCCCCGCACUAGUGUCCGGAUCGAGUCCUGAAGGCUCCCAGAGGUCGGUGGACGUCUCCUUGGACAGCGGGAUCCUAGUGGGCAGCCCCUGGGUUCAGCGGCGUAAAAUGGCAGCUGGCCAAGCCUUCAUUUCGGAGAAGGUGGUUCUGGUGUCCAGCCUGGGGAAGAAAGCUCUGGUGUCAACUGUGCCGUCCUCUGCGCUGAUCCGCCAGCCACACGGCCCUGACGGUACCAAAGGCUUCUUUAACUGCGUCGGCCGGGGAAAACUGGUGCUGAGACAUUAAGGUUAUCUUUAUACUAAAACGAACUCCAAUUUAUACAUAUCAAGAUAUUUUUUUCCCCCACAAACAUGGGGGUGGAAUAAUGCUGAGGCAUUUAUGUUUGCAUGAAGGUCCAAAGUUGUCAGGUUCUUUAUAUAAAUCUGUUUUAAUAAAAUGAUGUUUAUCUACAUAGGAAUUAAUUAUAGUGGUCACUAUAGAUAGUUUUUUAAAAAAAGAGGUUUGAUUGCAAUCUAUUAAAGAUCAUUAUUGCUUGGGUAACACUUGCUAAGGCACUUGUUUUUCUGGCCCAGGAUCGCUUAGGAGAGGUUAUGUUUCUAUAUCAAUCUUUUUUUCCCUCCCCAAUACAUUUUUUUUUUUUUUUUUUUUAAAGUUUUGUAGUUGUUCUAGCCAGGGCUGUUAGUGUUGUGUCUGGUUUGAAAAAAUAUACCUUUGUCCUCUCUAGAUAUCUGUCUCAUCUAUCUAUCGAUCUGUCUAUAAUAUAUAAUGCGCAGGAAUGUGUCUCUUGUAGUAAACUGAGUUGUGCAUUUUUGUAACUGACUUGCUACAUGCUUCAUGAUGAAUAAAUAAAGAUGUAUUUGUAAUAUUUUUGUGUACUCUGGGUAUAAUGUAGAAAAGAUAUCUGGAGUGGUUUAAUAGCUUUGCUUUAAUCGGUGGUUUGAAGUCCUGAGUGAAUAAGGCUAUGCAGAGAUGGUGCAGGAUCAGUUAAACCCGGUCCUACUUUUUGUAAUGCAUUACCCCCGUAAGGAGCAGCAGGAAUGGAGCGGGUGC
This is a messenger RNA of Polyodon spathula (Mississippi paddlefish), 2148 nucleotides long. RefSeq names its product La ribonucleoprotein 6, translational regulator b (gene larp6b). Gene Ontology annotation, cellular component: nucleus. The transcript is spliced from 3 exons. Bases 1 to 1383 code for a protein of 460 amino acids. Gene Ontology annotation, molecular function: mRNA binding. The record is from RefSeq and is a predicted model, not a curated record. Gene Ontology annotation, biological process: RNA processing. Lineage: Eukaryota; Metazoa; Chordata; Actinopteri; Acipenseriformes; Polyodontidae.